AUGACGUCUCUUGAUCCCUGCCGGUCCGACUUGAGUGCCUUGAUCCUCUUGCACGUGAGGAGAAAACAAGGCUAUUACAGCGAGGGCUGUGAAAAAGCCCUAAGAGGGAUGAUGAAGCAAGGGCUGAAGGAGAGGUGGCUGGGUGUAAGCCACGUCCCCUUGAAGGGAUCAUUGAAAGGCCUCCAAAAUGAGAUUCAGCUUAAUAAAAGUCCGAUUGAGUUGAUCGAGAUUGUCGAGAGUAUCAGUUGGGGCAAUCGAAUAUGCCACAAGAUGCGGUUGAGAAAAUUACUUCAGGCUCUGUCAUAG
This is a messenger RNA of Fusarium graminearum PH-1, 306 nucleotides long. RefSeq lists its product as uncharacterized. The transcript is spliced from 3 exons. NCBI's taxonomy places the organism in Eukaryota, Fungi, Ascomycota, Sordariomycetes, Hypocreales, Nectriaceae. The record is from RefSeq and is a predicted model, not a curated record. Bases 1 to 306 code for a protein of 101 amino acids.